AUGUCCGGCGGAGUCGACUCAUCCGUGACGGCAAAGCUCAUGCUAGACCAGGGCUACGAUGUCUCCGGAAUUUACAUGCGCAAUUGGGACACCCGAGACGAGUCCGGCACCGACGAAGGCUGCGAAUGGAAAAAGGACUGGAACGAUGUCCAACGAGUAUGCGAUAUUCUCAGCAUACCGUGUAAAAUGGUCGAUUUGUCGAAGGAAUAUUGGAAUCGAGUUUUCCAGCCGUCUUUGGACGCUUGGGCCAGUGGUGUGACGCCCAAUCCCGACGUUCUAUGCAACAGGCAUGUGAAGUUCGGGGCCCUUCACGAGCACAUGGGUCUGCUAGCUGCAGAGGAUACUUGGUUUGCGACAGGGCACUAUGCUCGCAAAUCUUGGUCAAACGGGCGGCCGACCUUGCUAGCGGGCCUUGACCCGGUCAAAGAUCAGUCCUACUACCUCGCCAGCAUCUGCGAGUCCAAUCUCCGACCAGCCCUCUUCCCUCUUGGAACACUGCAUAAGUCAGAGGUCAAACGGCUCGCCCGCGAGUUCAAGCUACCCGUUGCUGACCGCAAGGAGAGCAUGGGGAUAUGCUUCGUCGGUCAGAAGGGGAAAUUCAAGGAAUUCCUAUCUAAGUACCUCGAAGGCAAGGCCGGGUCAAUACGAAGCUUGGAGACUGGCGAGGAGAUUGGUGGGCACGAGGGUCUGUGGAAUUACACCGUCGGCGAGCGUGCGCGCAUCCCGAACAUGCUGCAGAGGUGGUAUGUGGCCGACAAGGACACGGAAAAUAACAUCGUCUAUGUCGUUCCUGGACCUGAUCACCCUGCCCUUUUCAAGCGCUCCACGUCCGUGGACCACUUCGACUGGAUAUGGAAAGACGCACCGCCUGAAGACAUCGACAGCCUAGAUGGUCUGAAGGCGUUUGUCAAAUUCAUCUAUCGGAUGUCGCCAACGAGAUGCACUGUGCGCAGACAAGGGCAAGGCGUGCAGAUCCUGCUUGAUGAGCCCAUGCGGGAUGUCUCGCUGGGGCAGGUCGCCGUCAUCUAUCACGGCGAUGAACGGAGAGUACUUGGUUGCGGGACUAUCACGUACACAGCAUCGUAG
This is a messenger RNA of Schizophyllum commune H4-8, 1086 nucleotides long. RefSeq names its product 5-methylaminomethyl-2-thiouridylate-methyltransferase. Bases 1 to 1086 code for a protein of 361 amino acids. The record is from RefSeq and is a predicted model, not a curated record. Lineage: Eukaryota; Fungi; Basidiomycota; Agaricomycetes; Agaricales; Schizophyllaceae. Gene Ontology annotation, cellular component: mitochondrion. The transcript is spliced from 8 exons. Gene Ontology annotation, molecular function: sulfurtransferase activity. Gene Ontology annotation, biological process: tRNA wobble position uridine thiolation.